AAAAAUCCAGAGAAACUCUACCAGCAAAAAAAGAAUCAGUUUGGGGGGUCGUCGCCGCGUCGGUGUCGCUCGCCAUAUCCCCUUUCCUUCCCCUCCCUCUCCGAGCCCGACUCCGGCGAUCCGCCCCGCCUGAACCCUACUCCACGUCGCCUCGCCGGUUGGGUCGGGGGCCGAGCCGAUCCGAUCGGAUCGGGGCCGGUUCCUGCGCCGCCGCUGCGUAACCUCCUCCCGGUUGCUCGCCUGCUCGGCUCGAUCGGCCGGGGACGGCGGCGGCCAGAUCUGCGAUGGAGGGCAACAAGGACGACGCGGCCAAAUGCCUGCGCAUCGGCAGGGGCGCGCUCGAAGCCGGCGACCGCGCGCGCGCCGUCAAAUUCCUCUCCAAGGCCAAGCGCCUCGACCCCUCCCUCCCCAUCGACGACCUCCUCGCUCCGCUCCUCAACCCCCAGGACGACUCCCCCGCUUCGUCGUCGUCGUCGUCGCCGCCGCCACCGCCACCACAACCUUCUGCAGCAGGGGCAGCGGGAGCAGCUGAGGCUGACGGGCUUAGAGAGAGGAAACAGAAGGGCAAGAAGAGGGAGGAGGAGGAAGAGGCGACUGGCGCUGCGAGGGAGUACACGGCGGAGCAGCUCGAGGUUGUGCGCCAGGUCAAGAAGCACUCCAGGGACUACUACCAGAUCCUCGGCCUCGAGAAGGACUGCACCGUCGAGGACGUGCGCAAGGCCUACCGCAAGCUCUCGCUCAAGGUGCAUCCUGACAAGAACAAGGCCCCUGGCGCAGAGGACGCCUUCAAGGCAGUUUCCAAAGCCUUCCAGUGCCUCAGUGAUGCUGAGAGUCGUAAGCGCUAUGACCUUGUUGGCUCGGAUGAGCCAGUAACACACCACAGGAGGCCCUCCACUGCCCGUGCAUACAAUGGUUUCUAUGAGGAUGACUUCGACCCAGAUGAGAUAUUCAGAAACUUCUUCUUUGGUGGUAUGGCACCUGCCACCACCAGGCAGUUUGGACAGUUUGGGACGUUCCAUUUCAGAACUGGUGGAAUGCAUGCUCAUGGGCAGCAAAACUCUGGUGGCUCAACUGUCAGGAUGCUUAUUCAGCUGUUGCCAGUUCUAUUGCUGCUGUUGCUCAACUUCCUGCCAUCCUCUGAGCCUGUUUACUCCCUCUCCCGCUCCUACCCAUAUGAGCAUAAGUUCCAAACACCACGUGGAGUUGCGUACUAUGUCAAGAUGGCUAAUUUCGAGGAGCAGUAUCCACACCAAAGCACUGAGCGGGCAACACUGGAGCGGCAUGUUGAGAGGGAUUAUUACUCAAUAAUCACGCAGAAUUGCAGGGUUGAACUGCAGCGCCGCCAAUGGGGGUUAGCAUACCAGACACCACACUGUGAUAUGCUAAAAAAAUUUGAGGCCGCAGCACAGUAAUUCAUCCAAUGGUCCAAGGUUGACAGUGAGAAGAGAAGCUGGCUAUGUGUAAAAGUUUCCAAUCCCUGUGCCCUUGGCUGUCAGCUUCAGAUCGGAGGGGCCAUCAAGUUUGGACCAGUAGUAAAUUUUGUGGAAUAAGUGCCUUUGAUAACUAUACACCACCUGCCCAGAUGCUAUCUUAGUAGUGCUGAGGAGUGCAUCACCGAGCUACUUCAAAAGGAUAUGUAAUGGUUAAGCUUCAUAGGGGUUGAUCACAUGCAGACCUAUGUAUGUAUAUGAAGUAUAUCGAUCUCAUUUUUUUCUUACUGUUUUGAGAGAAUACCUUACUUAACAACAACUAUAACAGAAAUGGCUUCUUCAUUUUGAUGUUGCUCAAA
Panicum hallii is the source of this 1789-nucleotide messenger RNA. Its product is annotated as chaperone protein dnaJ 49-like. Gene Ontology annotation, cellular component: endoplasmic reticulum membrane. NCBI's taxonomy places the organism in Eukaryota, Viridiplantae, Streptophyta, Magnoliopsida, Poales, Poaceae. Gene Ontology annotation, biological process: cellular response to misfolded protein. The transcript has 3 exons. The record is from RefSeq and is a predicted model, not a curated record. The coding region runs from base 285 to 1412 and encodes 375 amino acids. Gene Ontology annotation, molecular function: Hsp70 protein binding.